This is a messenger RNA of Owenia fusiformis, 952 nucleotides long. Lineage: Eukaryota; Metazoa; Annelida; Polychaeta; Sabellida; Oweniidae. The record is from the annotation of a GenBank genome assembly.
AGUGAGGCCAAAAUUGAACUUCCGGUCUUGAGCUGAAAAAAAAUAAACAAAUGCGUGCGGACGUGAUGAAGGUCUUGUGUUAAAGAUUAUAUGAAGUAGUAGACGAGUAGAUAUAUACUAAACAAUAGAAUGAUAUAAGUGCAAUAAGAAUAGACGUUAAUUAGUCGUUAGGAAUCUGGGAUAAAGUGCAAUGAAAUCCAAUGUCAAAUACCAAGCAGUUAAUGAGGAGCAUGGUUCAUCGUUUAUUAAGGAUGAUGGCAAAUGGCGGUGGAUAUGGCAGGGAACUAAUGCUGUCAUGACUUUGUUCUUCACUCUAGCAGCAUAUGUAAAUGUGAAUGAUGAAGAUUUCUACAUUUGGGUGCCUGUGUAUUUGUUGCCAGGAUUCCUGAGUCUUGCAAUAGCUGUCAAGCCAGAAGUCACAGCAAAUAGUAUUUGGAAAACAGUUGCAACAGUCCACAUAACACUUUGUCUGGCAGGGGGACUUUAUCUUACUAUUAUUGUAAUUGAACUAUUGACUGGUGCUAUUGUCAACCCCCUGCAGCAUGAGGAAGGAAGGGAGUUGGGAGGGACAGUCAUCAUUGUACUCUGGCUGUCACUGUGCAGAUUCACUUCAAUAGGAGGAGGUGGAGAUAAUAGUAAAGGUGCCAUGAAUACAUUGCUUUUGAUGACUGGGAUUACAGCUCUCUUGCCACUGGUUGUAUGGGGUCUCUGCUUUGUGGACCCCUUGCACAAACAAUUAGGACACUGCAAGGACAUGUUUUAAAUACUUUUUAUGUCCGCACAACCUUGGUGUCCAAGCAUUCUCUACAAAUCCACUUUUAAAAGUUCAGAAUUCAAAAUGGCUACCAUUUUAUCUAAGAUGUCUGAAGUUUUUGCUUUACCUAAAGGGAGAACAGGGACUCUAGAGGACAUUAUAAAAUUCAAUACCUAUCAAGCCAUUGAUCAUUCUUUA